ACGUGGAGUCGAGGUGAUACAUCCCCGGAUAGUUAGGAAACUACAAGAAAGUUACACAAGCGAGUUAGAAAUGCGCUGAUGUGAUUGUGAACAAUAAUUUGUACUAGUCAAGUCAUCCAGUUAUUCACUCUAUCACUGAGUUAUGUCGAAUAAACUUAGUGUGAAAAACAUGUAGGUACCAACACUUAAUUCAAUAUUUAAUUUAUAUCCCUGCAGCAUCGAGAUUUUUGUUAACUAUUUACUUUACAUUCAUUUGACAGGACUAGCAAAUUUAGUGCUUAUCUGCCUAUCAAAAUGUCAGUCACGUCAGAAUCUUUACCGACCGAAAAUAAGCGCCCGAAAAUUGAAAAUGGCGUCUCAUCCAGCCCCGUCAAACUCCGUUUCAAGAAAUUAACUGACCAAGCAACGACUCCUACUCGUGGUUCAGCAUUUGCUGCUGGUUACGACCUUUAUGCUGCAUAUGACGCUAUUAUUUCCGUUGGAGGCAGAGGAUUGGUCAAAACUGACAUACAAAUUGAAUUGCCUGAUGGAUGUUACGGCCGCGUUGCUCCGAGAAGUGGUUUAGCCUUGAAAAAUGGAAUCGAUGUGGGUGCUGGUGUUAUUGAUCAGGACUACCGCGGUAAUGUUGGCGUCGUACUUUUCAACUUUGGAGAAGAAAACUUCGUGGUUAAAAAGGGCGAUCGUAUAGCUCAGUUGAUUUGCGAGCGUAUUUUCUGUCCAGAAUUAGUGGAGUGUGAAUCACUAGAGGAAACACAACGUGGCUCAAGUGGUUAUGGUUCUACUGGAGUAUGAGAUGUAAUACAUGUACGCCCAGAUUUCCUAUUUUCCUAAUACAGAUUUUGUACAUGUAAA
This is a messenger RNA of Trichobilharzia szidati, 852 nucleotides long. The record is from the annotation of a GenBank genome assembly. Lineage: Eukaryota; Metazoa; Platyhelminthes; Trematoda; Strigeidida; Schistosomatidae.